AUUAACGGAGUCGACGCUAUUAAGCGUCGUACCUGUAAGACUCAACAGUAUCGUUGCGACAUCCGUAGGAAGUGCACCACGGGACUGCUAACCCCCAAGUUAACUUUUGGUGAUUGUUAUCAUACGCCUGUUUGGUUGUGCGGAGAAAAUUGGGACAGAGAAAAAUUUGUUUUGACUAAAUACGUUACAGUUUAUUCAGAAUACAACAGAAAAAUACUAGUUAUGUUGUGGUUGAGUGCUAAUGUAGGACAUCAAGUUGACAUAUAACUAGGUUUCUGAAUGUCACCAUUAUAUAACUGCCUUCUCAUCGAAAUUCAACGAAAAUAAGGGAAUAGUAGUCAAAAUAUAGUAAUGAAGAAAGAACCGCACAAUGGAUUGGGAUUUCUAGAGUGAGAGUCCCAAAAGCAACGCCGCCAUGUUAGGGGCAGGAUUCGAAUUCACGUUCAGCUAAUAUGUUCUUAGUGGUCUCUACAAUACUGCUUCUCAGUACCGGUUUAGCAGGUUCGAUGCCCGGAGGUCCAGGUGUUCCUGAAAAUAUCACUGUGACUUUUCUCAACCCCACAUCGGUCCGUGUGUCUUGGGCCACGUCAGUUGCGAAUGCAGACAAAUACGAUGUUACGUACAAACCCACAGAUGCGAGUUACAGAGUGGUGGCGGUGGUGGCUGGAAACUCGGACGCUGUGACGCUGAGCAGUCUCAAGGCUGACACUCAGUACCAGGUGACCGUCGCCGCAGUUUGGGCCGGAAAGAAGUACCGGAGUAGGCCUAUUGUCUUCCGAACCCUGGAGCCGCCGCGGACGUCGCCCCAGCAGGAUCCGAUGGCAGCCGUCUUCUCGACGGCGGAACCGGCCGUCGCGACGUCAAGGGACAGCAAGGAUGCCCAGUCAAACGACGAUAUGGUGGAGUACCCGCAGACCAGUUCGACGGUCCGUGGUGUAGAAAUAGGUAUAGUCCUUCUAGUAUUAAUCGUAUGGGUAGCAGCCAUAGCGCUCUUCUUCAACCGGUGGGGCAAAAUCCGAAUGUUAUUGCCCUACCAACCGGACUACAAACAGGAGCAACUGAAAGUACCCGGAACAGCGGCGUGCGCAGCGGCAGUCGCAACGGGGGCGGCAUGCACUCACACGUCAGGAGAACACAUCUGUCAACAGAUUCAUGCAGUACCUCCUCGAAAACCAAGGCCUCGCAUGAACUCCGCCAUCUUCGUAUCGAACAGCGGGCCUGGACUGGACCCCAAGGAGUUUUUCCGGAGACACGGAUCCGUUUCCAGACUCUGCAGGAAAGCCAGAAGCGUGGACAACAUCUCCUUGGAGGAGAAACAUUUUGGACUUCCCCAGCUCUCUAUAUCCGGACCUUCUCCACCGGAAGAUGAAGAAAAAGAGGUGGAGGUGGACGCUGAUGAAUCUGAACAGCUGAUGCUGAUUGAGUGAUUUUCAUUGGAUUUUUUUACUGGUUUUCUUCUAGGUUGUUUCAUAAAGAUUACACUUUACGAAGUCGCUGAAAAGUUCUAACAAUAUCGACAAGGAAAUUUUCUCGAAUUAUAAUCAUGGAAUGAAUGAGGAAUGAUAUUUUUCUGAGGGGAACUAUUGUAAUCACUCAAUUAUAUACAGUGUGUGUCAUAUCGAGCUUCGUUAGUUGGAGAUAAAGAAGUGUAAUAUUGAAUAAAUGUUUCGUAUAAAAGUUUAAUAUAUCUGUGAAAACUAUUUUUCGGAUUUUUUGCUGUGAUCGGCAGGUUUUAAUGCCUGACAUUUCGUCUACAACUGCGUUAUAUAUCAACAAAGAAGAUAUGGUAUCGGUCGAAGCACAGUAAAAAUCAACCAGUACGUCCACUUCCACUACUUUCAUUCAUAAAGCCACAAAAUUCUGGGUGACCUCGAAAUGAAGUGCGGAGCCAAUUUCGUUCUUUUACCAUAGGUGUACGCUUAUAUAAAAAUGAAAUUUAAGGAUAUUAAAGAAGAUUUUGUGGUAUACAUUUUUAAGGCUGUCGAAACGGUGGCACUGAAUAACUGGGUUGCAAAUUCAACUUUCAUUUUCUUGAAGUAAGUGGGAAAAACAUGAUAAUAUGUUAGUUUUGGAUCCCCACGAAUUUUGAUACUUUUUUCUUCGGUAUAAAAUUUAAUUAUGUAAUCCCAUGUAAUAGUUUUAUCCCAUAAUACAAAAUUAUAUUUCAUUAGCAUAUUUCUCAUUUACAUAAAAAAAUUGAUUAUCGG
Leptinotarsa decemlineata (Colorado potato beetle) is the source of this 2207-nucleotide messenger RNA. RefSeq lists its product as uncharacterized. Lineage: Eukaryota; Metazoa; Arthropoda; Insecta; Coleoptera; Chrysomelidae. The record is from RefSeq and is a predicted model, not a curated record. Gene Ontology annotation, molecular function: protein binding.